AUGUCAAACGCCAUGGACAAACUCAAGUUAAUCGCUGAGGUCCGUAAGAGACCGGCACUAUGGGAUUAUCAAAGCGAAGAACAUAAAUCGUGUUUAUCUUUGCCAGAAGUGUGGAAAGCUGUGGCUGUCAGUAUGGAAUCAGAUGUUGAGACAUGCCAGUUUAACUGGUCAAAUGUAUGUAAGACAUAUCGGAAAAUAGCUAAGCGUGAAGAGUUACGCAUCAAAAAAGAUAUGUUGAAUGGUUCAUAUGACCCCAACAAUGACUAUGGCAGCAAGUGGACUUAUUUUAAGCCCAUGGAAUUUAUGAAGGACAAUCAAAAAUUUCCGAUUAUUCUUCGUAAUUCAUGUGAAAGAUUGAAAUUAAUCGCUGAAGUCCGAAAGAGGCCAGCAAUAUGGAAUAUUCAAAGUAAAGACCAUAAACCAUCAAUUUUGAGAAAAUUGUGGACAGAUGUGGCUGUCGCUACGGGAUUAGAUGCUGAUACCUGCAAGCGUAAAUGGAAAAUUGUACGGCAGAGUUAUCUAGAAGAAGUUAAGAAGUUGGAGUUACGCAUCGCAGAAGAUAAGUUGAAAGGUUCGUAUAAUCCUAACAAUGACUAUAGCAGCAAGUGGACUUUUUAUGAUCACAUGAAAUUCAUUGAUGAUAUUAAAAAGCCAAGUCCCAUCAAACGCAUGACACUUCGUAACUCAACUGUUAAUGACAACAAUAGUGACGACAACAACUCAAAAACAUUUAACAAAAUUCAUAAUAUGAAUAAUACAAAGGUGGAACCUGGGCUUGAUCUAGACCCAGAAGUGUUUAUACCCGACGAUAACACUGACAGCCAAAUGUUUAUCAUAGAAUUUGUAAGCGAACCAAACUCUCCACAAAACCAAGUGUCAGCAGAUGAUAAACCAUCGUCAACAGGUGGCAACUGCACUAAACGAACUUACGAUCAAGCGAAUUUCUUGGAAGAUCUUGAAAAGGAGGAGCAUAACUUAAUAAAGUCCGCUAAGGUGGAACCUGAGCUUGAUUUAGACCCAGAAGUGUAUAUACCCGACGAUGACACUGACAGCCAAAUGUAUAGCAUAGAAUUUGUAAGCAAACCAAACUCUCCUCAAAACCAAGAGUCAGCAGAUGAUAAGCCAUCGUCAACAGGUGGGAACUGCACUAAAAGAUCUAACGAUCAGGCGAAUUUCUUGGAAAAUCUUGAAACGGAGGAGCAUAACUUAACAAAUUCCUCACACAUGGAUAUAACACGUUCCAAUAGUAUGAUUAAUGUCGGAGAUUCCGAUUUUAAUUUCUUGGUCAGUUUAUUGCCGCAAAUGAAAAAGAUUAAUGAUUUGCAAAAAUUUAAAUUUCGUUCAAAAAUGAUCAAUGUGAUGUUCAAUAUUAUGUCUGCUUCGUCAUCGCAGAAUGCAAAUUCUAAUAACUAGUCUUAGUU
Messenger RNA from Calliphora vicina (urban bluebottle blowfly), 1421 nucleotides. RefSeq lists its product as uncharacterized. Bases 1 to 1413 code for a protein of 470 amino acids. Gene Ontology annotation, molecular function: DNA binding. The transcript has 3 exons. Gene Ontology annotation, biological process: regulation of transcription by RNA polymerase II. NCBI's taxonomy places the organism in Eukaryota, Metazoa, Arthropoda, Insecta, Diptera, Calliphoridae. The record is from RefSeq and is a predicted model, not a curated record. Gene Ontology annotation, cellular component: nucleus; transcription regulator complex.